Messenger RNA from Lycium ferocissimum, 756 nucleotides. Its product is annotated as protein Ycf2-like. The coding region runs from base 1 to 756 and encodes 251 amino acids. The transcript has a single exon. The record is from RefSeq and is a predicted model, not a curated record. Lineage: Eukaryota; Viridiplantae; Streptophyta; Magnoliopsida; Solanales; Solanaceae.
AUGAUGCAAGAUGGAUCUUGUUCUAUCGUUGAUCAGAGAUUUCUCUAUGAAAAAUACGAAUCGGAGUUUGAAGAAGGGGAAGGAGAAGCAGUCCUCGACCCGGAACAGAUAGAGGAGGAUUUAUUCAAUCACAUAGUUUGGGCUCCUAGAAUAUGGCGCCCUCGGGGCUUUCUAUUUGAUUGUAUCGAAAGGCCUAAUGAAUUGGGAUUUCCCUAUUUGGCCGGGUCAUUUCGGGGCAAGCGGAUCAUUUAUGAUGAAAAGUAUGAGCUUCAAGAGAAUGAUUCGGAGUUCUUGCAGAGCGGAACCAUGCAGUACCAGAGACGAGAUAGGUCUUCCAAAGAACAAGGCUUUUUUAGAAUAAGCCAAUUCAUUUGGGACCCCGCAGAUCCACUCUUUUUCCUAUUCAAAGAUCAGCCCUUUGUCUCUGUGUUUUCACAUCGAGAAUUCUUUGCAGAUGAAGAGAUGUCAAAGGGGCUUCUUACUUCCCAAACAGAUCCUCCUACAUCUAUAUAUAAACGCUGGUUUAUCAAGAAUACGCAAGAAAAGCACUUCGAAUUGUUGAUUCAGCGCCAGAGAUGGCUUAGAACCAAUAGUUCAUUAUCUAAUGGAUUUUUCCGUUCUAAUACUCUAUCCGAGAGUUAUCAGUAUUUAUCAAAUCUGUUCCUAUCUAACGGAACGCUAGUGGAUCGAAUGACAAAGACAUUGUUGAAAAAAAGAUGGCUUUUUCCGGAUGAAAUGAAAAUAGGAUUCAUGUAA